AUGCCCAUCACCUCUUGGGGCAUAGCUACGGCUAUCUCUGUUCCCGACGGUGUGGACGCAGUCAGCGUGAACGGAGAGCCAGCUGCAAUACUUCUGCCCGCAGGAGUCUCCGGCUCCUCAACAAGUAGCACAGGAUAUACCAUUGAGACCUUCCACCUCUACCUCUAUUGUCGACGACAGCAGGUUCCGUGGCUUCUAGGACUAACGCCUUUGAGUCCGCCGUUCACUGGUAAAGCGUUCGUGAGCCGCUUGCCCAUGUCUAACACUCUGGGGACGAUUGGAGCUCUCGUGGUUGCUCUCCCGCUCUAA
This is a messenger RNA of Aspergillus homomorphus CBS 101889, 309 nucleotides long. RefSeq lists its product as uncharacterized. Lineage: Eukaryota; Fungi; Ascomycota; Eurotiomycetes; Eurotiales; Aspergillaceae. The record is from RefSeq and is a predicted model, not a curated record. The transcript has a single exon. The coding region runs from base 1 to 309 and encodes 102 amino acids.